AUGCAUCCAUUAGUGAUAUUGCUGCUAGCAGCGGCAGUUGCAGCUGAUGAAGUAACCGACCCAAACAGCCUUCUUGAUCCCGCUCCAGUAGUCCGAUUUGAAUCGAUAUCUGUGAGGCAGCCGGUUGUCAUUGAAGGAGAAUACACGGUGUAUGUGGGCACAUGGACAGAAUGCAGUACUGGUGACGGAGAUCAAGCUAAAUCUUUCGACAGAUAUAACGCUCGCCUGGAAUCCGAUUCUCUGGUGCACACUCCAAGACUGGGACUUCAGAGACGUCAAGUGCAAUGUCGGAGGAAAGAUGGCAGAUUUGUUGAAGCUCUGUACUGCGGGAUUGCCAUAGCCAACAUCGGUACAACUCGCGUAUGCGUGAUGCGUGAGGACUGUUCGUUGGCUGAGUGGUUGCCAUGGCGACCAAGAUCCGAUGGAGCUCUGGUGAGAACAAGACGUUUACGGAGACUGUCACAAGGUGGAGGCAAAGAAUGCGACGUGGUUGAAGAAGUUAGACCUACUGUUUUGGAGACUACGGCACAUUGGACGCCAGGUCCUUGGGGAGCAUGUCGUGUUGCUGUGGAACAGGCGGCAACUGCUGCACCAACUGAUGAUGACGAUGACGCGGAUGACAAUGACGCGAUUUACGACGAGGAUGACGAAAGUGACGAGACUGAGCAGUCCAGCUGUGGGGGCGGAGUGCAGCGACGUGCUGCGACCUGCGUACGCGCAGACGGACGAGCGCUGCACGACGCGCAGUGCGCUCACGCAGCGAUGCCCACACUCGUGCAACCUUGCGAGGUACCGUGCCCACGUGAUUGUGAAGUCGGAGAGUGGAGUGAAUGGGGCGCCUGUCAGCCUACUGACGGAUGUCCUCUUUACCCAGUACAACAACUCACAACUACUGGCUACAGCGUACGUCGUAGACGAGUAACAGCAGCGGCCUCUGGUGGGGGGGCGCCAUGUCCUCCUUUAGAAGAAAAACGAACUUGUACUACACCAAGAUGUGCUGCGUGGAAAGCACUACCCUGGGGCCCUUGUGUAUUGACUCAACCACAUACAAGCUGCGGACCAGGAAGACGUACAAGAGAACUUAGAUGCAUGGGACACGAUGGAAAGGAAGCUCAGCGAGCGUGGUGUAACACUGGCGCUCCUCCACGCAGUGAACGAUGUCGUAUCGCUUGUCCCGGAGACUGUGUAGUUUCCGCGUGGGCGGAGUGGUCAUCAUGUUCAGCGAGUUGUGUGGCCCCGGGACACGCACGUCCCACACGUACUAGACGCAGGCAUAUACUAGCUCACGCUGCACCAAAUGGCUGGCCUUGUCCAUCGGAAGAUCAGUUGAUUCAAAACGAGACAUGCAACACCCACGCUUGUGCUACUUACUCCUGGCUUGCAACGCCUUGGGGGCCGUGCGAGCGUCGGCGGCAAGAUUUCAUACCGGCUACCAAUUACACUGAUCUUCUGGAUAACGAACCGUUCAAUGAAAGCGAUGACGAAGAACCUUGUAUUGAAGAAGGCGAAAUGACCAGAGACGUUAUGUGUGUUCAGAAUAAUGCUGAUGUUGUUAGAGAGGCUCUCUGUGCUCCAUUACGUCGCCCAGCGUCACGUCGCGCCUGUACUGUAAGAUGUCGUCGUGGUUGCAGGGUUGAAGCUUGGAUGCCGUGGUCACCAUGUCCUGAUACUUGUGAUCCCGGUAAGCAGGUUCGAGUCCGCACCGUCCGAGGUGGUCCGAACUGCGGUCCGUUACAAGAGACCCGCGAUUGUCCCGUGUCGAGGUCGUGUCGUUCCCGUGAGGCUGUCUGGGUCGCUGGGGAGUGGAGCACGUGUAGACUACCGCCUGGACAACGAUGUGGAGUUGGCUAUAGGAUUAGAAGUAUCUGGUGCGGUUCGGAUUCUCACCGCGUGGAGGCGGGUGCGUGUGCGGGUGCCCGCGUGCCGCCCGCAGCAGCCGCCUGCAGCGUCACAUGCGACACGAUCAUACCACUCACUUGUGACGUCAUAUGUUCAGAUCCCCUCAAAUACUUGGAUGCUUCUGACCCCGACGUUCCCUCAUGUGUCUGCAAGAACGUCUCAUUGGAACUGUUACCAGCUGAUUCAGACUGUAUUCUUCCACCUGGAAUUGAAUGCGGUGAAGGCAGAUCGUUGCGAGCGGCGCGUUGUCUAGUUGGAAGACGUGAUGUACCCAUGGAUGUUUGUAGAAAAUACCAUCCCUUAACAGGACCCCGUCGUGUUCGUGAAGCAGCAACAGACGGGUUUACAUAUGACGAGGAGUUCACCUCUUUAUUACGAGGUGCGUGUAGCGUGAGGUGUGCGCGGGACUGCGCGGUAGGAACCUGGGCUUCUUGGGGGCCGUGUGCUGCUGAACCAGGCUCAAGAGCCGCUUUCAGAUUCCGAACCAGGGAAGUGAUAGAGGAAGGUUCGGCUGGUGGUCGUGAAUGUGGUGCCACAUUGCAGCGAUCUACGUGCGUUGUGACUGAACCACGAUGGAUAUUGGGCGAGUGGUCUGUGUGCGCUCCACGACGAGCUCUGUGUGGAAGGGCCAUUAUCAAUAGGACUGUUAUGUGCAUAGAUGCAGACGGUAAUAAAUUAGAGGACACAUUGUGUGAGGCGGCGGGCGCUGGCCCCGCGCCCUCCCGCGAGGCUACAUGUAGGGCUCCGUGCCCUUCAGACUGUGUUGUUAGCUCUUGGUCAGACUGGAGUCCGUGUGAACAGAGCAAGUGGGGAGGUCGUCGUGAUAGGACCCGUGUGGUUCUCCGCGCGGCUGCUGACGGCGGGACGGCCUGCCCGCACUUGGUAGCCGCAGAGCCUUGCUCGCCCCACGCAUACUCCUGGCAUGUGGCGCCCUGGGAUGACUGUCAACCACUGGGUGGAUCUCCGUGUGGGGAAGGAACAAAGAGAAGAGCUGUACGUUGUCUUCGUAGCGAUGGUGUUUUCGUCAAUGAUUCAUUCUGUCCGAAUGCUACGGCGUCCGAGGCUCGUGAGUCAUGGUGCUACGUACCAUGUGGCGUGGACUGUGAGGUUGGUGAGUGGGGGUCUUGGGACGCCUCCGCCUGCUCGUGUGGGGACGCGGUCACGGCGCGACACAUGAGACGGAUACGUCAACACUUAACAGCGGCUGUAUGGCCUGGUCGCGCGUGUCCUCCGACUGAACAACGAGCUCCCUGCCCAAGAGAACCGUGCCUGAGACUCGUCGCUAGACCAUUAUUAGGAUGUCAUGUGCAAACGUCAUCAGGAGAGGAAGCUGAUAACGCGUGUGGGUGGGGGGUCAAGUUAUCUCAUGCACGAUGUGAACUGACGAGCAUCAACGAUGAGCCGUCCUCAGGAGCCUUCCUACAACCGUGGAGAUGUGCCUCCGCGCUACCUGGAAGAAUCGUUACACCGCCAAUGCAUCAUCAGGAGGACGAGGAGUGUGAGGUCGAAUGUGGAUGUCAGGAAUCUGAACUAGGGCAGCCGGGUCCGUGGGGCGCUUGGGGCGGCUGUCGUGGUGGGGCACGAUCAAGGACACGUACUUUACUGGUACCACCACGUAGAGCCUGCAGAACAUCCUCCAGAUACAUAACAAUCGAGUGGUCCAACUGCACGGAGGAGGCUUCAGAAGUGUCGGCUGGUGAUGGAUCACGAGGCGCCUGGCUCUCAGAACACUACCACGACGGAUAUAUAGAGGGAAGUACUUCAGUGUUGGCGGUAGUAUGGACUGCAACCAUAAUACUCAGCUUGUACGGCGCGUUCAUGCUCUACCGUGGACUUCUAAGAUGCAUCAGAAGCAGAAAAAUGAAGAGCAUCACUAAAGUGUAA
Molecule: messenger RNA, 3783 nt
Organism: Danaus chrysippus (African queen)
Lineage: Eukaryota; Metazoa; Arthropoda; Insecta; Lepidoptera; Nymphalidae
Source: the annotation of a GenBank genome assembly